AUGGUUGACUUUCAGAAUCAAAAUUCAGACGCUGAUAUAGAAAUGUAUGCAACAUUUAUUGAACGGUUUGCGGUUCGUGUCGUGUUUAACAUGAACUUCAAUGAUGACGAUGUAGAUGAAGUUCCCACAAAUACGACGAUGGUUGUUGUGAUGGUUCCGGUGCUACAACUGAGGAUGAACCGAAAGCGCUUGAUCUCCAUCCACGAGUCAAGGGACGAUGAUGUUAUGACGGUGAACGCUUUUCUUGAUGCCGAUGAAUGUGUGAAAUGUGUCUUGGAGAAAUUUUAUGAGUUGUCUGGAUUAAGGCUUAAUGUUUCAAAGACUGAAAUUUUUAUUGCUAGCAUGUUAGCUAGUCAGAUGUCUUUGGUGCAUGAGGCAACUGGUUUUAAAAUAGGCGGUCUUCAUGUGAGAUAUUUAGGAGUGCCUUUUGUCUUUAGGAAGUUAACAAAGAAGGAUUCUGCAAGUUUGGUGGAGAAAAUUAAGGCUAAGCUGCAGCUUUGGUCGAAUAGAUGGUUAAGCUAUGCAGGAAAGUUACAAUUGGUUAAAGAUGUUUUAUUCAGGUGGACCAACUUUGUGCUAGAUUUUUCUGAAAGAGUGGAGAUGUGCCAGAAAAGGGAGCUCGAGUGUGCUGGGGGAAACUUACUUGUUACUGAAGGUUCUCUUUGGGUGGCUUGGGUAAGGACAUAUGUCUUUAAGGGCAUAGAUCUUUGGCAUUCUCUUAUUGCUUGGAUGGCUAUUCUUGAUAGGUUUCCAACUGCUGACAAAUUGCUUAGAAUGAGAAUUGAGGUUGAUGUUUAA
Molecule: messenger RNA, 798 nt
Organism: Hibiscus syriacus
Lineage: Eukaryota; Viridiplantae; Streptophyta; Magnoliopsida; Malvales; Malvaceae
Exons: 7
Coding region: 1-798 (265 amino acids)
Source: RefSeq, a predicted model, not a curated record